CCAUGCCUAUAAAUAUUAAUAUAAUGAAAAAUCAUUACUUUAGCAUGGAAAAAAGGCCCAUAUUUCCUACUCCAUUGCAGUGCUAAGACGACGUCGUCGCAGUAUAGCUUGUCUGAGAUCCAUUCCGUAUUGAGCCCACUCAUCUCCACAGAGACAGAGAAAUUGGUUAGUUAUUCACCAAGUUUGACUUUGACUCUGUGAAGUAUACUCUGAAGGCGUUGCAAGACAGAAACGACGUCGCUUCAAUCCAAUACCCAAUCCGAGAGCUAGGUUGUUCGUGGAGAAGAAGAUGGAGACCCAAACCAACAACUCAAACCCUAACCCUAUUCUAAACGGGAACUCGAUAACGGGAUCGUUGCCGGUGUGGCCGACAGUGGACGGGUCACUGGGGCUAUCGGAAGAUGAGUCGGUGAAAUACGCACGGCGGUUCUACAGGUUCGGCUUCGCGAUGCUGCCGUGGCUUUGGGCCGUCAAUUGCUUCUACUUCUGGCCUGUUCUCCGCCACUCUCGCUCCUUCCCUCACAUUCGCCCCUAUGUUGUGGGAUCAGCAGUUGGGUUUGCUGUAUUCACAGCUCUUCUGUCAUCAUGGGCCUUUACAUUUGCCAUUGGAGGAGAGCGUCUCUUUGGGCCAGUUUGGGAUCAACUUGUAUUGUACAAGCUUGCUGAUAAAUUAGAUUUGACUGGUUGGAGCUAGUCUUAUGCACUCUUUUCUGAAUUUCAUUGUUCUCAAGACUCUUUGUAUUACUAUUACCUCUCUCUUUCUUUCUAAUUAUCUUUUUUUUUUUUUUUUCCUUAUUGUUGGGGGUGUUACUAGAAUUCUUUUACUUUCUUUGAACACAUGAUUUUGUGUAUAUAUACAUAUAUUCUAUGCCGAGAGUUUUACAAUGCUGUGUAUCCGGUGACAAAGUUGAUAUUGAGGCCUUUCUAUACCUCAACUUGGAAUUAAUAUUCAGUGUCGAAA
Molecule: messenger RNA, 961 nt
Organism: Quercus lobata
Lineage: Eukaryota; Viridiplantae; Streptophyta; Magnoliopsida; Fagales; Fagaceae
Product: gamma-secretase subunit
Exons: 2
Coding region: 290-694 (134 amino acids)
Cellular component (GO): gamma-secretase complex
Source: RefSeq, a predicted model, not a curated record